This is a messenger RNA of Styela clava, 1080 nucleotides long. RefSeq names its product ethylmalonyl-CoA/methylmalonyl-CoA epimerase-like. Gene Ontology annotation, biological process: L-methylmalonyl-CoA metabolic process. The record is from RefSeq and is a predicted model, not a curated record. Gene Ontology annotation, molecular function: methylmalonyl-CoA epimerase activity. Gene Ontology annotation, cellular component: mitochondrion. Lineage: Eukaryota; Metazoa; Chordata; Ascidiacea; Stolidobranchia; Styelidae.
CGCAGAGUAAUUGGUUGUAUCAUGUUGCGAUACAGAGCAUAUCGUGCUUUAAGACAAUGGUGUGCACCACAAAGAUGCUUGGCAACUAAAAAUUCUGUUUCAAAACUUUUAAAGUUAGGUAAACUCAAUCAUGUCGCAAUAGCUGUGCCGAACUUAGAGAGAGCCACAGCACUUUAUGAGGAUGUGUUAGGAGCGGAUGUAAGCAAUAAACAGGAUCUACCCGAGCACGGAGUUACCACUGUCUUCGUCAAUUUACCAAACACGAAGCUGGAACUUUUACAUCCACUCGGUGAAAACAGCCCCAUAGCGGGAUUUUUGUCGAAAAACAAAAGUGGUGGCCUUCAUCAUAUCUGCAUAGAAGUGGAAGAUAUACACGUAGCUGUGGAAGCAUUGAGAGAAAAUGGAAUUAGAACUCUUACCCAAGAACCUAAAAUAGGUGCUCAUAACAAACCAGUAAUAUUUUGUCAUCCAAAAGAUUGUGAUGGAAUUCUACUUGAACUGGAGCAAGAAUAGAAUAAGCGGAAAAUUAUAUCCACAAAAAUACAUUAUUCCACAUUGUUCAACUAACCUGCAUCUCAAAAUUUACAUAUGAAAGAAAAAAUGGAAAGACAAAACAAUAACUCUAAAUACAUACAGGAGAUGAUUAAUACAUAAGAUUACCUCAAAACAUAUAUGGAUGUAAAUUCUCUCCAAGCAAAGAGUUAGGAGAUACACGUACUGAAAACCCAUACCAAAUAGAAACUUGACCUAUAUACUCUUUUAAUUAUUACUUUCAAAUUCAGCAAUUGCAGUUCAUUAGUGAUGGCUAGUUCACAAGGACAGAAAUUUGCAAACAAAAACUCAUUUGUCUGGAAUUAUAUCAUACAUAUUGCGUCAGAUAAUAAAUCGCAUCGUACUAACUAUUAUCAAUUUAUUUAUCUGUUUUCAUUUUUUCCAUUAUACAUAAAUGAGCUAAAUCUUUUAAAAUAUGAUACAAAAUGUGUUUUGAUAGUGUACAUUUUAGGUAAGCAAGGAAAUGGCAACAAAUGUGAAAUAGUAGCCAUGUGUGUGCACUUAUACUUAACUGUUUCUAUAUUGCUU